Trichomonas vaginalis G3 is the source of this 621-nucleotide messenger RNA. Its product is annotated as phage tail repeat-like family. The record is from RefSeq and is a predicted model, not a curated record. NCBI's taxonomy places the organism in Eukaryota, Parabasalia, Trichomonadida, Trichomonadidae. The transcript has a single exon. The annotation marks the transcript as partial.
AUGCAAGCUCUAAAUAAGAACACAACAAACUUUUCAAACUAUUCUAAGAUAUCUGAGUCAUUGAAAGAAGGAAACUUAAAACUGACAUUAAACCCAAUGACAGAUGAGUUUCUGUUUCAAGACAAUAAGAACCAUACUGUCUGUAUAAAUCCAACAAAAGGAACUUUAAACGAGAAACCUAUAAAUGAACUUCUUUUGAAAGCAGAUGUUGACAACAAAGCUGACAAAGAAUAUGUAGACGAUGCAAUAGCAAAAGAAGAAGAAAGAGCUAACAAUGCUUAUGCAACAAAAGAACAUACUCAUCCUGAACUAGCAGACAAAACAUAUGUUGACAAUAAAAUGUCAAGUGAAGUGACAAGAGCUGAAAACGAAUAUUCUAAAAAGACUCAUACACAUUCUAUAUCUGAAAUAACAGACUUACAAGAAACCUUAAACAGUAAAAGUGCCGUUGGACAUACACAUACCAUUGCAAAUAUUACAAACUUACAAGAAACCUUAAACAGUAAAAGUGACGUUGGACAUACACAUACCAUUGCAAAUAUUACAAACUUACAAGAAACCUUAAACAGGAAAAGUGACGUUGGACAUACACAUACAUCUUCUGAAAUAACAGACUUAAAC